AUGGGUGCGGUAGCGUUGCUGAAGCGAGCAUCUACCGCACAGGAGCGUCUUGGGCCUCUCUCUGUCACCUACCUGCUUUGCACGUCCGUGGACGGCGUACACUUCUACGGCGCCAACGCUCCUCUGUGGGGCGCGGCAGGCGAUGCUGCAGCGCUCUCCUCUCUGACAACCGCGGCGCCCCGUGCGGCGGCGUCGCCUGUGGAGAACGUCGGUCGCCUCCCACUGGUGCUUCGCGUGGACCCAAAUAUGAGCGGUUCAUACUACACCCGCGACAUGGACGUCGUUCACCAACUCGUCGUCCGCCCGCGUGUGGGUGGGGGUGCGGGGCUAGCAGCGUUGGGGUUGGAGAGCAGCGCAAAAUGGCUGGUGCUGUUCCAGUGCGCGGUGGCGCUGUUGCUACAGGUUGAUCCAGCGAUCAUUGUGGUGUUGCUGUCCAACCGUACCGUGGUGGAAGCCUCCGUGCUUGUGACAAACGUGACGGCGUCAGGGGAGCACGUCACCUACACGUUGUCUCUCUCCUUGCUGGCAGACGCGCGUGUGGGGAGGCGCUUGGAAGAAGAAGCGGCGGGAACUCUCACGGCCUCUUCCGAGCUGCUCCUGCGGUACGCCUUACUGCUGCGCAGCAACGACACCCAGGCGUCGCUUUUCUCGACGCUGCUGCCGCCUGCUGCACGUGGGACGGGGCUUGUGACAGUGCAAGCGCUGUAUGUGAAGUUUACGUUUGACACAGAGGUGGAUUUGCAUUCGGCGCUGGCGCAGCACAGUUAUGAGCUGCCGUACACUCCUUCCGAGGGGACAGUGUGGCGGGCCCGCUUUGCCACGGUUCCCCACGAGAGCCUCCUUGCCUAG
Molecule: messenger RNA, 849 nt
Organism: Trypanosoma rangeli
Lineage: Eukaryota; Euglenozoa; Kinetoplastea; Trypanosomatida; Trypanosomatidae
Exons: 1
Coding region: 1-849 (282 amino acids)
Source: RefSeq, a predicted model, not a curated record